AUGAACAACGAAGAGCAUAUCCGCCACCAGAACUCCGACCUGGGCAAGUCGCCUGUCCGUGGAAGCAACAGCGAUCACGAUCCUCUGGUCAAGGUCCAGCCUCCUCGCCGCGAAGAUCUCCAGCCUUCUUACGCCUCUGUCAUCAAGCCUGAUACAGAAGAUGAUUCUCAGCACGGCUGGUACGGUGGCAUGAUCAAUGCUCUCGGUUCCGUGAUUGGUAACCUUGGAGCUAUUCCUUGCUGCAUCGUUUGCCCCAACCCCUACAAGCCUGUCAGUCAGGGUAAUGUUGGUUUGGUCACCAAGUUCGGUCGUUUCGCUCGUGCUGUCGACCCUGGUCUCGUCAAGAUCAACCCCCUCUCUGAGCAACUGAUUCAGAUCGAUGUCAAGAUUCAGAUUGUUGGUAAGUCAUGCCGCUUGUCUCACUGUAAUUCUUUGUGCCAUAUACUAACACUUGCGCANGAGGUUCCCCAGCAAAUCUGUAUGACCAAGGACAAUGUCAACCUGCACCUUACCUCCGUCCUCUACUACCGCGUCACCUCACCUCACAAGGCUGCCUUCGGCAUCGCCAACAUUCGUCAGGCUCUGAUCGAGCGUACCCAGACCACACUUCGCCACGUUAUCGGUGCUCGUGUUCUGCAAGACGUGAUUGAGCGCCGCGAGGAGAUCGCUCAGAGCAUUCGUGAGAUCAUCGAGGAUACCGCUUCUGGCUGGGGUGUCGAGGUCGAAUCCAUGCUCAUCAAGGACAUCAUCUUCAGCCAGGAUCUGCAAGAAUCGCUAUCCAUGGCCGCCCAGAGCAAGCGUACCGGUGAGGCCAAGGUCAUUGCCGCCAGAGCCGAAGUUGAGUCAGCCAAACUCAUGCGCCAGGCUGCCGAUAUCUUGUCAUCUGCACCAGCCAUGCAAAUCAGAUACCUCGAGGCCAUGCAGCAGAUGGCCAAGUCGGCAAACAGCAAGGUCAUCUUCUUGCCUGCUCCCAACCAGACCGUCCAGCACCAGAUGCAGAUGGCCGAUGCCGUCGGCGAAGGACCUUCUUCUUACCAGGCAAUCGGCCAGAAUGUCAACAACGACUUUGGCGCCGGCACUGAGGGAUUCCAGAAUGCAAUCAACAGCCGCGUUGUUGAGAACAUGUAG
This is a messenger RNA of Aureobasidium musti, 1128 nucleotides long. The record is from the annotation of a GenBank genome assembly. Lineage: Eukaryota; Fungi; Ascomycota; Dothideomycetes; Dothideales; Saccotheciaceae.